Messenger RNA from Dovyalis caffra, 669 nucleotides. The record is from the annotation of a GenBank genome assembly. Lineage: Eukaryota; Viridiplantae; Streptophyta; Magnoliopsida; Malpighiales; Salicaceae.
AUGGCUGCGAUCUUAGCUCGCAAGUCUCUUUCUGCUCUUCGCGCUCGUCAGCUUGCUGUAGCAGGACAAACAUUGCAUGUUUCAAAUCAAUAUUCACUGAGAUCUAGUGCCCAUUUAUAUUCCACCAAAAAAGAAGAUGAAGAAAAAGAGGAGCUUGCAAGGGAGAUUUCAAAGGACUGGAGUUCUGUAUUUGAGCGAAGCAUAAACACACUGUUUCUUACUGAAAUGGUUCGGGGUUUGUCAUUGACUCUCAAGUACUUCUUUGAGAAAAAAGUUACUAUCAAUUAUCCAUUCGAGAAAGGUCCUUUGAGCCCUCGUUUUCGUGGUGAGCAUGCACUCCGACGAUAUCCUACUGGGGAGGAACGUUGUAUUGCCUGCAAACUCUGUGAAGCUAUUUGUCCUGCACAAGCAAUCACAAUAGAGGCUGAGGAGCGAGAAGAUGGAAGCCGUAGGACUACUAGGUAUGACAUUGACAUGACAAAAUGCAUCUACUGUGGAUUUUGCCAAGAGGCAUGCCCUGUUGAUGCCAUUGUUGAAGGACCCAACUUCGAAUUUGCAACAGAGACUCACGAGGAGCUCUUGUACGACAAAGAAAAGCUACUUGAGAAUGGAGACCGUUGGGAAUCUGAGAUUGCAGAGAACCUCAGAUCUGAGAGCCUUUAUCGUUAA